AGCCUGCAACCGUCGUCUCUCUGCCACCAUGACGCUCUUUCAGUCGCCCAUCCCUUACGUGGAGCCCCGCGAUGACCUUACCAUCCCUCAGUUCGUAUUCAGCGAGACGUUUGAGCACCCGACUAAGUCGGCGGAUGUCGGCAAGUUUCCGUGCAUGAUCGAGGAGGAGACGGGCCGGAAGGUGUAUCUCUCGGAACUUCAAUAUCGAACAGACGCGUUGGCGAGGGCCUUCAGCGCUCUUUGGAACAUUGGUGAUGGGGACAUUGUUUCCCUUUAUAUUCCAAACCAUGUCGACUACCCCACGUUGACGUGGGCAACGCAGAAAAUCGGCGGCAUUGUGGCGGCACUGAGCGCUUCGUUGACUUCUGAAGAACUCGCCUACCAACUAACUGUCGCUAAGCCUUCUUUCCUAGUCGCAUACGUCGAGAACCUGCCCGCUGCCAUCGAAGCCGCGAACGCCGUCAAGCUGCCGCACUCGCGCAUUAUCGUGCUCGACGGACACAAGGCGCCCAAGAAGCUUGCCCUCAAGACCGUCGAAGACCUCGUCAAUGACAAGACGCUUCCCCCAUAUGUCGAGUACAAGUUCACGAAGCCCGGGCAGGCCCGCGAGAAAAUUGCGUUCCUGUGCUUCUCGUCCGGGACAACCGGGAAGCCGAAGGCGGUGGCCAUCUCGCACUACAAUGUGAUAAGCGACUUGAUCCAGUUCGCAACCCUUGCUGGUCAAGGGCAAAAUCACGCGCCUCCGGAAGAGCGGCGGUUUCGUCCAGGAGAUGUGGUUUCUGGAGUUCUGCCUUUCAGUCAUAUCUAUGGGUUGGUGGUCAACUUGCACGCCAUGUUCUACGUCUCCAUGACCGUCGUCGUGUCUGCAAAGUUCAACUACGAACGAUUCCUCGAGAACAUCGAUACCUACGGCAUCACACACUUGCUUAUUGUCCCCCCACAAGCGCUUCUCCUUGUGAAGCACCCUGCUACCAAGAAGUACAAUCUCUCUACACUGCGUGUGAUCGUCGCGGCCGCCGCACCCGUGUCUGCAGAGCUCACCACGCAGCUCGUAGAGGCGUUCCCCAAGCUACACAUCGGCCAGGGCUACGGCAUGACGGAGACUACCGCAGCGGUCACGGUUUAUCCUAUCACGCAGAAGGUCGGCACGCUCGGAAGCGCGGGGCAGCUCGUUCCUGGCAUCACCGCAAAGGUCGUCAAGCCGGACGGCUCCCUCGCGGGCGUCGGGGAGCCGGGCGAGCUGCUGCUCAAAGGCCCACAGAUCGCGCUGGGUUACUACCACAACGAGCAAGCCACAAACGAAACUUUCAUCGAUGGCUGGUUGAAGACCGGUGACGAAGUGCUCUUCGCCGAGAACGGCGACAUGUUUGUCACGGACCGUAUCAAGGAACUCAUUAAGGUGAAAGGCAACCAGGUCGCCCCUUCGGAGCUAGAGGGCCAUCUGCUCGACCACCCAGACGUCGCGGACGUCGCGGUGAUCGGCAUCCCCGACGACUUCGCGGGGGAGGCGCCGCUCGCGUACGUCGUCCUCAAGCCCGCCGUCGCUGCAGAGGUCGCGAAGACGCCCGGGCUCGUGGAGGAGGUCAAGGAUCGCUUGCAAAAGCACGUCUCCGCGACGAAGUCAAAGUACAAGUGGCUCACGGGCGGCGUUAUCUUCAUCGAGGCAAUUCCGAAGAGCCCCAGCGGGAAGAUCCUCCGGCGGGUGCUGCGCGACCAGAGCAAGGCCUUGCGCGCGCAGGCGCAGAAACCGUCUGCGAAGCUCUGAACGCCUCCCCCUUUGCCUGCAAUCUUCGGGAGCAAUGUGGCACCGUUACCGCAUGAGAUGUUAGCUUGGCCGGAGGCUACUUAGGAUAUACUAUACCAUAGAGCCACAAGGUAUAUGCACGUUGGCUAAUAUAUAGUUUUG
Messenger RNA from Trametes versicolor FP-101664 SS1, 1906 nucleotides. RefSeq names its product phenylacetyl-CoA ligase. Bases 29 to 1765 code for a protein of 578 amino acids. Lineage: Eukaryota; Fungi; Basidiomycota; Agaricomycetes; Polyporales; Polyporaceae. Gene Ontology annotation, molecular function: CoA-ligase activity. The transcript has 20 exons. The record is from RefSeq and is a predicted model, not a curated record.